AUGGAUCCUGAUACAAACGAAACAUACUAUGCUCAAAUCGCUGCAUUGACUGUUCUGGGCACAAUUGGUGAUUAUGAUUUGGAUUACCAGUGUCCCCCAUCUGGCUACGAUGGUGUAGCUCCUGGUUGCAACACUAAACCAGAUACACAAUUGGUCGUGUUGCACGUCAAUACUUUGAAUGGUAAAUUGUAUGCAAUGGAUAUUAUACUCUCUGGUGCUCCUUUCCCUUCUUCACAAGAUCUGACAGAGAAUCAACCACCAUUCGGCACAGCUCACCACAAGUUUACUUCUGGAAUUACAAUCAAAGAUUCUGGAUAUUUGAAAAUCUGUGCAAUUCGAAGGAGCAGCAAAUGUCGAAAUAAGAAUCCAAAUGCUCACAAAUUACCUAAUCCAUUGCCAAGUAAUUAUGGAAACGGUAUCUUUGGAAUCCAAUUAUUAAACUUUGUAACAACUUCUACAUGGAUCAUGGAUGAUGUAAAUCAGCUGCUGAUUGUUAGUGCAGGUAGCACUUCAUUUUAUUUCAAUGGCACUGGAUUUUUUAUGUAUGACACUAAUUCAAAAACAUGCACAUGGUCAGCAUCUUGCGAUUAUCAAUGUGAAGCUUAUAAUUAUGACUCUCGCUUCUUGGACUAUGCUGGUGAAUGGGUGAUCACAAAUAAAUGGGGCAUUGACAAAAUGGAACCAGUGACUGUAAAAGUAUGGAUUGGUAAUGCAAUUGAUGCUGCUGGUAUCUUCCCUAUCAUAAUGUAUACUGAUAAGAAAACUGGUGACUACUUGGGUCUAGACAAACUUGAUCCAAUUCCAAUCGCUAACAUGGGUGCCACAUAUUGGUACACUACACAUGGGGAAACAAUACCAAGAGCUAGCAUUGAAGCAUAUCAUCCCAAUGUUGUGGAUGGUGGUUGCGUUGCCAAUAUGAACGAUUGGAUUGGUAGUGUGGAUACGAAAUAG
Molecule: messenger RNA, 951 nt
Organism: Didymodactylos carnosus
Lineage: Eukaryota; Metazoa; Rotifera; Eurotatoria; Philodinida; Philodinidae
Source: the annotation of a GenBank genome assembly